AUGGAAACAAGCGAAGCAGAAGAAAAGAAGAUUGCAAAGGUAGCCACAUUGGUUAAGGAAGAGGAAGACGGGGAAGAAGACAACGUUAAAAAUAAGAAGAGAGCAUUGACUCUUACCUCAAUAAGGGCGUCAAGCGCAGGAGGAUCCGCACAGCCUUAUUGUCAGGUACAAGACUGUACUGUGGAUAUGACCAGUGCCAAGCCAUAUCAUCGCCGGCACAAAGUCUGUGAGUUUCACGCCAAGGCACCUGCAAUUCUUGUUUCUGGGCUUCAACAACGUUUCUGCCAGCAGUGCAGCAGGUUUCAUGAAGUAUCAGAAUUUGAUGAAGCUAAAAGAAGUUGCCGCGGGCGCUUGGCGAAGCACAAUGAGAGACGCCGCAAAAGCUCGAAUGAUUCUCUUUGA
Molecule: messenger RNA, 402 nt
Organism: Fraxinus pennsylvanica
Lineage: Eukaryota; Viridiplantae; Streptophyta; Magnoliopsida; Lamiales; Oleaceae
Source: the annotation of a GenBank genome assembly